Saccostrea echinata is the source of this 1836-nucleotide messenger RNA. Its product is annotated as ovarian cancer G-protein coupled receptor 1-like. Gene Ontology annotation, biological process: G protein-coupled receptor signaling pathway. The record is from RefSeq and is a predicted model, not a curated record. Gene Ontology annotation, molecular function: G protein-coupled receptor activity. Lineage: Eukaryota; Metazoa; Mollusca; Bivalvia; Ostreida; Ostreidae. The coding region runs from base 278 to 1465 and encodes 395 amino acids. The transcript has 3 exons. Gene Ontology annotation, cellular component: plasma membrane.
UGCAUCAAUAAACAAGCCCAAGACGAAGGGUUGCUUUAUUAUUAUACAGUAGGAAAUUAUAAACAUCAAAAUGAGCCCAUUCCACCACGCUUACUAUCCCACAUUUUGAGUCUUAUCGAGGAAUCCUUAUCAGCAGGCAGUUGCAAAGUUUUUAGUCGGUGAUUAUCUGUGGCUCGAUUGUAAUGCAGUUGGAAUGAGAACGAAGAUCGUUUAAUCAGAGACAAUCUAGCUGUUCUUUGAGCGGAUCUUGUUAUAUAUUUACCUGUCUGGAAGAGUCAUGGAAAAUUCAACGUUCGGCGUGUCAGCACCAACAGCAAACUACAGCGAUAUUCCACAAAAUUAUCUCGACAUUUUCAAUCAUCUAGCACCCCAGAUCUCAAUCAUAGACCGUGUCAUCUCACCGAUUUUCUAUGUUAUAGGCCUAAUUGCUAAUCCUAUCACAACAAAAAUAUGGCUUAGCAGGAAGAUGCGAAAGAACAAUUCGUCGGCCAUAUAUGUCGGUGUUCUAUCAAUUGUACAUACCAUUUUUCUACUUCUACACAUCGUUCAAGAGUUGAAUUUUGCAUGGGGUGUUACAUCCUACACCAGGAUGUCAGUUAUGUGUGAGGUAUUCAACAUGGCAAUUUAUGUACCCCAGUAUUAUGCACCACUGUUGGUUCUCGCUUUCACCGUGGAACGGUACAUUGCUGUAAAUCACCCUUUUGUGAAGGAGAGAUUUUGCACUGUGAAACGUGCAAUAUACGUUUCUAUAGGUCUACUUAUAUUUUCGUUACAAAUUGCAUCGCUACAGACAUAUAUCUGGCAGUUUCAUCCCUCCGAAGGAACGUGCUACCCUUCGGAGGAUGUGGAACAAUUUGAAAAGAUUUGGACUCUGACGACCGAACUGACGUUAUUUAUGUUUGUUCCCGUGUGCGUUCUGGUAGUUAACAUCCUGGUUAUCAGAGAGAUUAGAAGAAUUACAUAUCAAAGUGCUUUACCACAACAAACGAGGGGAUGUGGCGGCCAAACUUCAACAAUUACUUUAUUAUCCGUUUCCUUUUACUUAAUAUGCACACUUCUUCCGGCAUCCAUUGUCUUUGCACUGCAAGGGGUUAUCAAACCCGGACAAGUAGCAGAUAUGGACACGAUGGCCUCAGAUCCAAUGUGGAAGAGAUACCUGCGAUAUAUGACAAUAAGAAAAGUUGUAGAGGAAAUCUGCAUGUCAAACUAUUCCUGUUACUUCUUUAUUUACUAUAUAACUGGAGAAAUUUUUCGUAGAGAAGUUAGAAAACUGUGUUGCUGGAGACUCUUCAAAUCGAAAAAAGACAAAAAUACAGUUUCCAGCAAAACAGAAUAUACUUUAGUGACCACUGAUAAUACACAUAUCAAACCAGAAAAGGCCAAUUAUACAGCAACAAACAAUUCAGAGUAUACUUUAGUUGCUACAGACAACACGAAGAAAUAUGAGAGUAGUACAGCAAUAUGACAGUUGUCAUAUUCAAUUUGCGUACACUUUUUCCUCAUAGUACAGAGUGCAACUAUCCAAAAACAUCCUGCAAUGUUAGAAAAAUGCAUAUGUCUUCGUAUUAAUGUACUAUGUCGAAACAGUAUUAUUUUUCAAUGAUGUGUAGAUGACAAUGGAACAUUUUUGCAGAAAAAAAAAUCGUUGAAAUAUUCUAGUUGUAUAUUGUUCAAGAUCUACAAAACUCGUGCAAUAUUCAUUCUUUGUUAAUGUUUUAUCAAUAUGCUUCACGAAGGACGUACAUUUGGAUAUAUUCAUCAGCUUCCCCAUCGUUUCUAAACUUCAGCAUAUAGUAGCAAUUGUCAUCGAUUCAAAAUAAAUCAUUCGAUUUCCAA